GGCCAAACUGCUGUACUACGGCCGCCUUGAUUUCCCUGCUCCACUAGCCGCCGCCUAAGUUUUGUGGGAGAGGAGACGUAAGGGGGAGGGCUGGGGGAGAAAGAAGAGCAGAAAACGAACAGGUGGAGAAUCUCCCGGAGCCGAGGUCUGCCCUGGUCCUCCCAGGGCAAACUCAGCCCCCGCGUGGCAGGACGAUGGGUCAGCUAGGAAAAAGUGAAUGAAGGAGGAGGAGGAAGAAGAGGAGGCGGAGGGAGGCGGCAGCGUUGGCGUUGACUUUGGCGUUGGCGUUAGCUUUGGCUGCGGCUGCAGCCGGAGGAGGAGAAGGAGGAGGGAGCGCCCCUGACUCUGCCCGGGCCGCAGCUGGCGGGCUGCACCUCGGGGUCUGGGCGCUCGGUGGCUGCCGCAGCGGCAAGCAGAGCAGCGCCUCCCCCUCCCAGCGGACCCAUGGACAGCCUGAGCAGCCUGCCGGCCUCUGGGGCCAAACCCCCGAGCGGGAGGAAGAUGAAGGCUCGGGCUCCUCCUCCUCCUGGAAAGCCACCUACAACUCCGAACAUCCACAGUGAUCAGAAACCAAACAGAGGCUUGGGAAUCAUCCCUCAGCAGAACCUUGUCAACAUGAAAGAAAACCUGAGGAGCAGCGUGGUGGAUGUUACUGUGGUUUUACCCAAUGGGUUGGAAACAAAGAGUGCUAUCAAUGGGAGUAAUGCCAUGAUGGACCUGCUGGUCGAGCUGUGCCUCCAGAAUCACCUAAAUCCAGCCCACUAUACCCUGGAGCUCAGGUCUUUGGAGACCCAACAACCUUUGAGUUUUAAGCCAAAUACUUUAAUAGGGACCCUUGAUGUACACACCAUAUUCCUGAAGGAAAAGGUCCCUGAAGAAAAGAGCAAACCAGUUCUCCAGAAGGUGCCUGAGAAGUCUGUGCGGCUGGUAGUGAACUACCUGCGAACACAGAAGACCGUAGUACGAGUGAGCCCUGAUGUCCCACUGCAGAACAUUCUCCCAGUUAUUUGUGCAAAAUGUGAAGUCAGCCCUGAGCACGUCAUUCUCUUAAGGGAUAAUAUUGCCGGGGAGGAGCUGGAGCUUUCCAAGUCCCUGAAUGAGUUGGGGAUAAAGGAACUCUAUGCAUGGGACAACAAAAGAGUUCUUCUGACCAAAACUCAAUCAGAACCUUCUCUGGUCUAUCGAGAAACCUAUAGAAAAUCACUGGGCAGUGAUGUCAUGGACAAAGAGAAGAAGAAAUUUCUGGGGUUUUUCAAAGUCAAUAAAAGAAGCAAUAAGGCUGAGCAGCAUGGGAUGCUAAGAGUGGACAGUGAUGAGGAUGUUUUAAAGUCAACCACUGAAAAGAACUUUAAUGGCUGCUUAACAACUCCCAACUCCCCAUCUGUGAAUUCUCGUUCCCUUACAUUGGGUCCAUCCCUCUCCCUUAGCAACAUCUCAGGAGUGUCCUCGGACAUAAAGAAGCGUAGAGCACCUCCUCCACCAUCAGCAACGCCAUCAGUGACGCCAUCAGCAACACCAUCAUUACCCAGCACUGAGGCAAUUGGUCAAGACAAGAUGUCAGAAAAGGUAUCACAAGCAUCGCAGAACGAAUUACAGAAGAAAAAGAGACGUGCCCCAGCACCACCACCACCUCCACCACCGCCAUCAACUCCCCUUAUCCCAAACAGGAUAGAUGAUAAGGAGGAGAACAGGAAGAGCACAAUGGGUGUUGGACGACAGGUGCCACAGAAGCCUCCUAGAGGCUCUCCUCGAGGCCCACCCCAGUUAGUGCUUCCCCCACCCCCACCCUACCCUCCUCCAGACACAGAUAUUGUGGAUUCUCCAGGGUUUCACAGUGAAGCAGAUGGGACAGAAUCCUCAGAACUGGGACCCAAACUAAGCCUGCCACUCAUCCACAGUAGUAAUUGUUCUGUGGAUGGUAUGAUCACCGAGCUGUCUGAGGUAGAAGAGACUGCAUCUGUAAGCAGCUGUUUUGCAUCUGAAGAUACAACUACUGAAGACUCGGGAGUCAUGAGCUCUCCGUCAGACAUCGUUUCUCUGGAUUCACAAAACGACAGUGUGAAAUCCAAAGAUAAGUGGGCCUUAGAUCAGGAAGAUGCUACUGACACUUAUGUGACCUGUGCUGUAGAACUUGGUCCCCCGAGGAGUGCUUCACGUGAGAGUGAUGACUCUGGAAUUACUCAUCUGAGAAAUGAAAAAGCAAUUACAGCAAAGGAUGAUGAUGACAUCUUUAUUAAUGGACAGCUCCAGAAAACUGAAGCCAAAUUUGAUGAAGAUCUAGAAGAACUGGAAGAUAGUUAUGAAACAGAUACCAACUCUUUAACAGACUCCACAAGUGGUGUGCCCAGUUCCCAUGGACGAGAGGUCAUAGUCCCUAAAGAUAAUGCUUACACAAUUCCAGUUACAUUUAUAGGGGAAGUUUUAGAUGAUCCUGUUGAUCUGGGGACUUUCAUCAAUAAAAACAAUAAUGCAGGUUCUUUUGAUAUGGAACAUGCGGCUAACAAAGCAACCUACAUAACUGAGAGCCCUGUGUAUGACCAGCCCUACAAGGCAAAAACUAACCAUCUGCUUGUGAAAAAGAGGGAGAACGUGUUUGAAUCUUACGUUUCUUCAUGUGAAAUGAGCAAAGAAAAGGGCUUGGCACCAUCCAACAACUGCAAAAAUAUUUGUCCAGGUGAACUAAAGCCCAUGGUGGCUUCUUCUACCGUUAAGCCUCAAAUAGGUGACCUGUCUUUGAAGGAAAACAACAGUCAGGGCCACGAGUCAAAUGGCAUUCAAAGAUCCCACAUGAAUAAGAAAAUGAUUUCAGAAUUGACGAUGGAAAAGCAAACCUGUGAUAAAAAUGAUCUCAUAGUGCCAUCAUCAUGGUAUUACCGAGGCCAAAACCCAGUAGGACCUAAAGCUGGCCUCACAACCUACAAGAUUGUUCCUCCAAAAUCAGAGAUGAAAUGUUAUGACAGAGGAGUAUCCCUCACGACUGGUGCCAUUAAGAUAGAUGAAUUAGGCAAUCUAGUCAACCCACAUGUUAAUGGGAAAAAGAGCACCUUGAUACCUUCUGUUAGUGAAAUGGAGACACUUCCCAUUGGGAAAGUAAAGGAAUUCUGGAGGUCCAACUCCAUAGAGAGACAUCCUGAUGGGUCCGUAGACUGCACUAAAAGAGGUACAGCUACUCUGCCACUAAAACAGCACCAUAAAGAAACGAAACUCAAAGCAGAACCAGAAUUCUUGGACCCAAAGCUGAAAGCAUCACAGCCGGCUUCCCACAGAGUGGUUGAAAACAAUUCUGAACUGGACAAAAGCAAGCCACCUACUAUGUCAGUCACCAGCACAACUCAGGCAAAAGCACCAGUCGCCACACCAGCUAACCCUAUGGGAGAAACCCUCCCUUUUCUUAAACCUCAGAGAAGAACAUCAAGCCAGUAUGUUGCCUCUGCGAUUGCAAAACGGAUGGAAACUCCUCCAGUCAACACUAGUUCCUUUAGCAAGAGUAAGAGAGAGCAGAGCGCAUGGGAACACCAGAAGCUCAGACAAGACUUAACACCUCCUCUUGAGAAGGAGACUCUAUUAAACUGUACACAUCCCGUAACAAAAGCAUCUAAAAAUGAUCCCAAAAGGUCAUACUCUGAUUGUUGGGUUGGCCAUGGAAAAGAAUCAAUUAAACCUACCAUUGGAGCCUCUUCUGAGAUGGAAAACAGAGAAGUGAAUAUCAAGCCCUUUGCUCAAGACAGUUCUGCAGACAGCUACAAACAAAGCAUUACUGGACCACUAACUAAAUCUUCCCCCAAUAUUGAUUAUUCUGUAGAAGUUUGUGGUUACAAUGGAAAACACAGUUACAGUUACCAAAAGACCAGUAUUGUCUGUGACCCAAAAUGCAAGACAGACAAUGCGAAUUCUUCUUCUCUGGCAAGGUCACCAGGAUUCCAAACCUCCAGCGGCUCUACUUCAAGCUCCACUAAAUGGCCUUGUGUCAGUAACAAUAAUCAGAAUGCUGCAGGUGUAAAUGGCCAGAGUGUUUUGAAAAGGGAAGACAGACCAGAUGCCUUAUCUGCUCCUGAGAAUGAACUUGAGAGUCCUCUACAAGCCACUGUAUUUGGACCCAAGAAGAAAUUCAAACCCAUUGUCCAGAAACCAGCACCUAAAGACACUUCAUUGCAUAGUGCUUUGAUGGAAGCCAUUCAGACUGCAGGAGGAAAGGAAAAACUCAGAAAGACUGCGGAACACAGCCCAGAGGGAAGUCUAAAGAAGCCCUCCUACACGGAGCCUGAGAGUGAAAGGUCAGCCCUAUUAGCAGCAAUCAGAGGUCACAGUGGUGCCAGCAGCCUGAAGAAGGUCUCAUCUUCAGCUUCGGGAGAACUUCAGAGCUUCCGAGAAGCGGCCCUCUCCAAACAAGCUGUAGAAGCCCCUCCUCAGGAAGAAGAGCCCCACAUUCCGCCUCCACCUGUAGCACCGCCACUGCCCUCUCAUGUUUCCAGUAUAUCCAUUGUGUCAAAGAUGACACCCAAAUUCCCUACGGGCCCCAUGAGUGAUCCUGCAGAUGCAAGGCAGGCUCUGAUGGAUGCUAUUCGUUCUGGCACAGGGGCUGCAAGAUUGAAAAAGGUCCCAUUGCUUGUUUGAAUAGUGUAUAAAGAACAGAUAAUUGCAAAAGCUAACCCCAUAACACACCCAUAAUCAUCAUUCAAGGACUUGGAGCGGUGAGGAACAUCACAAGUCGGUAUUACUUUCUUGUCUAUAGGCCAAAAUAUAUGUAGUUAAUUUUCAGCAUGUUCCUGUAUAAUGGUUCAAAGGGAAAAAAAUACUUUUUGCUGCCCAGCCUGUGUGCCAAGGAAAUGUGUUCUGCCUCUGAAUAUAUUUAAGGUUGCCAAUAAACUAUUCUUGUUGGCAGGUUAAUAAAAAUAUAAAUAUUGUGUAGCCCAGCACUACAGCACUAACACUUAAUUAUCCAUUUGGGCAAAAUGGAAAGGAGGUCUUUGUCCUCCACUGAUUACAGACUACCGCCAAGCCUUUUUACCGUAUACAGCUGUUCGAAAAACAUCUACUCAUUUGAAAUCUGCAAGCAGGAGAUAAAAGGGUCAGUGACCAGUUAAAUGCAGUUGGAAAGUAAUACAGGGCCUAUAUGUCUUGAAAGGAAUUUUGAAAAGGGCAUUGUGACUUUUUCAUAGCUGAAAUUGUCUGAUUCUUGCUUCCGCAAAGAUCGGGGAGCAUAAUCCCACGGGGUUUCAUAGAUCAGUAUCUGACCCACUGUUUUUCUUUAAACCAAUUAUCACAAUCCCAUGAUAUUUAUCAAACUCUGUCAUUUGCAUAGGAUCCAUGCUGUGAGGCAAUGAAAAGGUAGACAGUUUCAGAUCCUCAGAAGGACCAGCGAGCAGUCUUUAGUGACUAUAGGAUAGGUUGUCUCUGAAGCUUGUCACAUGUGGGGAUAUGAAGUAUAAGCUACAACUGCAGCGCUGCGUACUGACCCCAACGAACAUCUGUAGACCCUCCUGGUCUCCGAGAGUGCUAAGAAGAGGGAAAUCAUGUGUUUACAUGCCGCAGAGAUUGAAUUGGUUUGGGAAACGACUUUGAGAAUUUUGCUUAAUGGUUCAUGAUCGGGGACUCAGGCUUGUCCCUUUCAGCCUGCUCUUUAGGAUCUGCCUUCCCCAUCCUUGUACUAUAAAUCUUCUUAUAGCUUCCUGUUUGGUGUCACCAGUAUUUAUAACAAAGUUUAACUACUCUCCUAGCAUUCUGUAUAUAUCCUUAAAAGUAUUUUGUUAAAUUGAAAUAACUUUAAAAGAUAAAUAGCAAUCAUGAGGAUUUCUUUUCCUGUGAUCUAUAUCAUCUUGAAAAAAAAAGGCAAUAGAAAAAUCUGUAUUUUAAUUUUUUUAUGAUCACUUCGGCUCUGGGCAUCAUCUAAAAUGGAAAACUGGUUUUUCGUUGCUUCAACUUAAACCAGAGCUACACAUGUCACUAACUUUCCAAAGUGAGGAGAGCAUUCAGCCAAUUGCUUUUAUCUGCAACUGUCUAUAUUAUCUGACUGUUAGUGCCACAAAUAAAACAAAUUAAGUUGCUAUAAUUGUGU
Molecule: messenger RNA, 6055 nt
Organism: Trichosurus vulpecula (common brushtail)
Lineage: Eukaryota; Metazoa; Chordata; Mammalia; Diprotodontia; Phalangeridae
Gene: COBL
Product: cordon-bleu WH2 repeat protein
Exons: 17
Coding region: 445-4614 (1389 amino acids)
Biological process (GO): actin filament polymerization; actin filament network formation
Cellular component (GO): ruffle; axonal growth cone; terminal web
Molecular function (GO): actin monomer binding
Source: RefSeq, a predicted model, not a curated record